GGGACAAGUGCUUUUCAGCUGGCAGUUCAUAGCAGCUCCUGCUCCUUCUCAACUCUCAUUGUGUGGAAACUCAGAAGAUGCUUUUCUGAGCUCUUGGUUUUCUCAACAUUGAGACCAUGGUUCUUAUGAUGAGUGGAAGGAGAGGAUGAAUGAAUGUGAUCUGCUAGGCCAGAGAGUAUAGCCCUGCUAUGUUUAUCAUCUGAUUAAACCUACAGUCAGCUGACAUCUACCACAGGCCAUUGGAUGAAGUUAAAAUGGCCUCCCACAAGCAAAGCUUUCAAUGCUUUGACACCAUCAUGGACGACCCAUCUCUCAAGCCCCCUUUCCCCCAUGGGCACUGCUCCUCAGCGUCCUUCAGAGGCUCAUCCGGCUCAACAAGACUGGAGCCGCUGGAGGAUCGUGGAUGCUAUCUGUGUGCCGAUCACCAGCAGGCCAAGGCGGUGGCCUCAGAGGCCUCAGGAGCUUACUCAAACCCAUGGUAUCAUUUCCAGACACAUCCACACUCUCAGCAGUAUACAAUCAGGAGGCCCACUCGAGCUGAGGAAGCUCCUGGACAGGUUGAAGGUCACCACCACCAUCACUGGCACUCCAGGAAGAUUGUGCAUGUGAAAAACAGUGACCCCUCUGUCCGGAGGACCAUCGUGCUGCACUGCAGGAGCCUGCGUAGUCUGGUGCUCUUCAUGGACGAGGUCUCUGAACUCAUGCAGUGUCUCAUCAGGAAGCUCUACACACUGGAAGGCCACAAGAUUGACAGUGUGCACAGUCUGCUCCAGUGCCCGAGCAUUUUGGUUUGUGUGGGACGUGAGCCUUUCCACCCACUCUUGUUGGACAGCUUCAGGAAUAACUCUUACGACAAACUUCCAAGGCUGAACACAAAGCCACGCUCUAGUGUCUGCAGCGAUGAAAAGUGGGCCAAGAAAAAUGUCAAUUUUGGACUUGAAACAAAAAGAAGCGUCAUCCAUCCAAGGUGUGAUUCAAGCAACAGAUCAGCAGGACUGUCCAUCUCAUCUGAAAAGUUGUUUCCAAAUGGACUUAACUCAUUACCACCAGGACACAGAGGUGCUUGUCCUCAAACGGGAGAAAACACGAUGGAUGAUGACAUUGAAAAGCGAGUUCUGGUCAACAAAGACGGAAGCCUGUCAAUGGAGAUGAAAGUGCGCUUUCGACUAUUACACAACGAGACAUUGCACUGGUCCACAGAAGUGAAGAAGUCAAAGAGCACUUUUAAUGAAUCCCAUAUUGUACCUGAUGAUGCUUGUUCCCUCUCGCAUGGCAGUGCAGAGAGCUGCCAUGCUGGCGAAGCAGAUGAGACAUACAGCACCAAACGUUACCAGAGACACUUUGAGGAGCCACAUUGCCAGCACUGCUGCACUCACUGUCAGGAGUAUGAUAUCUGGAAGAACACUGUACCUCCCGAUCAAGGAUCUGUUAGACGCAUCAGAUCCUCAAGCUCCAGCGCAUCCUCGCGGAGAAUAGUGUGCAAAAAGGCAUCUACCGACAGCAUGCGCACAAUGACCAGUGAAGAGUACACAGAGCAUGUAGUAGAAAAGGCAACUUGCAUUCAACAGACCUUCGGACAGCAGGGCGACACCACGAUUGAACAAUGUACCAUCAACCAUUGCCACAGUCGAAGUGAAGUACGCUCAAUGUCCCCUAAAACAAAGAGCACAAGUACUGUAGAAGACAAGCGUGAGAACACUCAUGUAUCUGAAAAUUACGAGAAAAGACCUGAUGUCAUAUCCUCUAACCUCCCUAAAGAUCAAUUAAGUGUUCAGAUCACUCAGCCAGUGGAGGAAGAGGAGAGGCCUGUAUCUGUUGUGAGCUCUUCUUCUCAAAUUUUAGCAUCGCUGAAAGAGGAUCAAGAUGAUGAAGAUGUCGACCUUCCUCCGAGUAUCUCGAGAACAUCCCAUGGCCAACAGGAAGACGAGGAGAGCAAAGUUGCAGAACCAAACCCAUGUUCUACUACACCCUGUAAAUCUCCUGCAUCUCCGGCAUAUUUGUCACCAAGACCACCAAGCACAGCUUCAUCUUUAGGAUGGUCUAAAAGAUCCAGAAAGUUGGCCAGUCCAGAAGUGGAUGAUGAAGAGGGCAGGUUUGAAGCAUCUGCUUCACCCAAAGCUUCAUCUGGACCCAAAAAUUGUAAAUGUGUAGUCACAAAAGACAUAGCAACUAUAGGGGAUUCUGAAUCAAAUGAUCAACUAGAAGACAUUCAACCCAAAACGUAUGUGCAAGAUGAAGAAAAAGAAGAAAGGGCACUAAGUUCAAUGUCAGCCAAAUCAAAAACGUCUACAAAUUAAUUGUCUGAGUUAUCAGCCUCUUAUGAUAAUGAAAAUGGUGCUGAGUGUAUUGGAGCAAAUGGCGAAAUUAUAGAGGAGCGAUCCUCGAGUGCUAUCUCCAUAAAAUCCAUCACCUCUGGAAAAUCAAAUAAAACAAAUGUUUCAGAGGUACUUGAAAAGGAUGGAAGAGCACCCAGUGCCAUGUCAAUAAAGUCUCAGAAAUCUGACAAAUCAAGACAAACCGAAUUCUCACACAAUGUGUCUGAGGAACAAAUCUCUGAAGUAAGAACAUCAAGUGCCAUGUCUGUUAAAUCAAAUACAUCUGUGAGGUCAAACGCAUCAGAUAUUGGCUUUGAUGAGCUUCCCACAUUACAAGACAAUGUUGAGGAGAGGGCUGUAAGUGCUGUGUCAUCUAAAUCAAAUAUUUCCACUACAUCUAGUCGGUCUAAAGAGCCACAGUCUGUACCUGAUGGGGCAUCAGAGGAGAGAAUAGAAGAGAAAGCUUCAAGUGUUAAAUCUGGAACAUCAAACAAGUCUGGAAUCCAAGAGGUGACAAAUGAUGAUCAAACAGUGGAGAGGGCUCCCAGCUCCAUUUCGAUAAAAUCAAAUAUUUCUGCAAGAUCUAAAAUGUCAAUUGAGCUGAGCGAACUUGAAGAUCAAGACAGGGCCCCCAGGAGCAUUUCUAUUAAAUCAAAUGUCUCACAUAAAUCAAAGUCUGACAUUUCAGAAGCAGUAUCUUUUCAAGAAAGAGAUGAAUCUUUAAAUUCAGUGAAAUUAAACACACCUGAAACUGAAGCAGCUCCUCAAGUGGGGCUACCAGGGGAGAGAUCGCCAAGCUCUGUGUCAUCAAAAUCAAAUAUGUCUACAAGAUCCAAAACAUCCAAAAAAUCUGAGGUAGACCAAGAUGGAGCACAGGAAAAAGAAGAUGUUCAGGAAAGAGCAUCAAGUGCUAUUUCAGUGAAUUCUACCACAUCUGCAAGAUCAAGGAAAUCUGAAACAACACCAAAAUUAGGGGAAGAAACAAAGGAACGAGCUCCUAGUGUUACGUCAAUCAAAUCAAAUGCUUCAUUAAAAUCAAAUAAGUCCAAGAUGGAGGAGGAGGAAAUAGAAAACAGAGCCUCCAGUGCUUUGUCUGUUAAAUCUGAAGUUUCCACAUUAUCAAAAAAAUCUAAUGUUUCUGUAAGAUCUAAAGGGUCCAAAAUGUCAGAGGUGGCAGGAGAUGAUAAUCAAUCAUCCGCAGUAUAUGCAGCAUCACAUACAUCUGAAACGUCAAAUGAAAUCAGCACAGCACCUAAAGAAACCUGCAAAAGCACAGAGAAAUGGCCAGACAAAGAGAAAAGAGCACCAAGUGCAUUGUCAACAAAAUCCACUAACUCCAAGAAAUCCAAAGUAUCUGAUAUGGCUGAUGAUAUUGUAGCUGAAGAUAGAGAUGAUUUGCGAUCUGUAAGUGCAAUGUCCUCUAAAUCUAAUGUUUCUGCAAAAUCUGUGAAAUCAGUGAUCUCAGAAUUGGUCACAGAAGAAGCACUGGACCAAACAGAAGAACGGGCUCAGAGUGCAUUGGCAGCACAAUCCAAUCAGUCAGGAGUGACGGUAAGUGAUGGAGUUCAAGUUGCAGAGGAACGGGCGCUGAGUGCCAUGUCUUCUAAAUCAAAUGCCUCUGAAAGAUUAAAAAAGUCCAGUAAUUUAAAAGUGCCAACUGCUUUGCCUCAAGCAGCAAAACACCAAACAGAGGAGCGAGCUCAGAGUGCAUUGUCAGCUAGAUCAAGCAUUUCAACAAGAUCCAGUAAGUCUAAAAUUUCAGAUGUUUUAACUGAUAUGCAAGUUGAUGUGAAAGACCAAAAAGAAGAGAGAGCUUCAAGUGCUUUGUCUGCAAAAUCAAGCAUUUCUGCAAAGUCAAAAAACUCAAAUGUUUCUGCAACAGACGUCAAAGCUGAUGACAAAGAAAAAGGAGACAGAAUACCAAGUGCUAUGUCAGGAAGAUCUGCUAUUUCUACCAAAACCAGUAUCUCUGCAAAAUCCAAAGCAUCACAAGUUUCAGAAGUACCGCCAGAAGAGACUGAUGAUGAAGAAAGUGAAGUAAAAGCACCAAGUAUUACUAAAUCCAGUAUUUCAGUAAGGUCCAAUAAGUCAAAUCAUUCAGACUUUAGUGCUGAAGAAGGGGUUCAGAACAUAGAGAGACCUCCAAGUGCAAUUUCAAUAAUAUCUGAUGCCACACCUGAUGAAAAUGAAAUCACAAAUGAUGAUGAAAUCCAAGAAAGGGCUCCAAGUGCUGUGUCUGCAAAAUCACAUUCCUCUGUAAGGAACUUGGCACCAAGUUCUAGGUCAUUGAAAUCUGAUGCCUCUGGAAGAUCUGGUCCAGGUGACCCUGUCAACAAAGAAAAAGAAGCAAGAACAGAAAGUGGUUUGUCCUCAAUUUCUGUAAGAUCAAAGAAGUCAGAAGAUUCUGAGAUAAUCAGCAAUGUAGAGCAGAGAGCAUCAAGUACAGCGUCAGUUACAUCUAAAACAUCUGCAAGAUCUAAAAGGUCAACUAUUUCAGUAGUUGCUCCUAAAGAAAUUGGAAAAACAGAUACUGAAGAUGUUCGAGCAUCAAGUGCAAUGUCUGCAAAAUCUUGUACAUCUGAGAAAUCAAAAUGUUCAGAAAGAACAGUUGAGAAGGAUGAAGAAGCAAGUAAAGUGGUAGACAGAACAACCAGCUCUUUGUCUUCAAAAUCAAAUCAAUCCAUAGCAUCUGAUGCCACUGUUAAAUCAAGUGUUGUGCCUACUAAAUCAAAUGCUUCUGCAAAAUCCCUCCUCUCAGAAGCUGAAGAGCCUGACAGAAGAUCCACAAGUGUGGUUUCUAAUGCAUCUGCAGAUUCUAAAAUGUCUGAAGCAGGUGUGAACACAAAAGCAAACCGUUCACCGAGUAAAUUGUCACUUAAAUCCAAUGUAUCUACAAGAUCCAAGAAGUCUAAAAUUUCUGAAGGUGAGGACCAUACACCCACAAACACAGAAGAUAGGGAAUUAAACAGAGAUGAGAGUCCAUUGUCCAAUCACUCAGAAGUAUCUCAAGCAGAGAACUCAAAUGAAUGCAUUUGUGGUGCAAUAAACAAGCCAUCAAGUCCAGUGGCAUCAUCUGAAAAAGACUCCGACCAUGAAGAGGUACCUGCAAGUCCUCUGUCUAAAAAGUCAGCAAAGUCCAAAAUUAGUUAAGUUGGUUCCGCCUCUGAAAGAGUUUUAACACCAACAAGCACCUCAGUUUCUAUUGGGGUAGUUGAAGACCAUGAGGCUGAUGAUGUUUCAGUUAACUCAAGAAUAUCUGCUUCAUCAAAGACUGAAAUAUGUGGUAAAUCUGACCAGGGUUCAUCAGAAUCUCCAGUACAAAUCACAAAUGAAGCAACACCGACACCAGAGGGAAGACCUAAAAGUUCUACAUCAGCUAAUUCAAAUGUCUCUCGUAAAUUGAGGUCCAAAAGCUCUCAUUGCGGUUCUGCAUGUCCUACAGACAUAAUCCAGGACAGAUGAUGUAGCAAUGUAGCAAGCAAUAAAUCCUCCAAAAUAAAGUAUUCAAUAAUUUCAUCUGAUAGCCAACCAUCUGCCAACAGUUCAGUGAAACAGAGCUCUCAAACCCAGAAGAUUCGUCCAUCUAGCAAAGCUGAAAUCACAGGUCAAGAGAAAGCUGAAAGUCCAGAUGUUACCCAUAAAUCUCAAAGUGUCUGUUCAAAAUGCAGUUCUACACAACAAAAAGGAAAAAUGUCACCUGCUUCGAGUGCCUCAGCAAUCUCAGACUCUGAGAAAUCCAAAACUAAAGAAGGAAAUACUGCAGAAAUGACUGACAGACCAAAGAGCAAUAUAUCCAAUUCAUCCUCUCAUUUGAAAGUAAAUGGUCAAAAUAAUUUUGAAACUACAGUUGUCAAUGAAAGAAGCAAUAAAUCAAACACCAUGUUAACACAGAAAGUUGAGGACAAUGCAACCAGGUUAUCUGUUACCUCAGGAAACCAUCUAAGUCCUAGCCCACCAAAAUCUCCUAAAAAAUCCAAAAAACCUGUUAUUCUACUUGGCAGCUCUAAUGAUAGUGUGUUAUCGCAGACAGUUCCUGCUCCAGAACCAAGAGAAGAAUAUACUGACCAUUUGAAUGCUGCAGCAGAAAGACCUCAGUCUUGUAGAUCUGAUACAAAUGUCAGUGAAAUUAAGAGUGAAAAAAGUAGCAAAUGUAGAAAAAGAAUUGGAAGCGACUCUUCUUGCCACAAGAUGGAUGAUGACAUGUCUGAGCUGAGUCCUUCUUGCUUGCCAAAUGCUUCUCCAACUGAGGUGGUGAAUGAAUGGCUGAGGAAAAUCCCAUCAGACACCACCUUGUGUGAUUUGGGGGACGAAUUCCAUGACAAUCAUGUUUCAAUAGAGCCGCUUUGCACAUCUCAUGUGCCUUCAGGAGUUGAUAAUGAGCAUGGAAGUUUGCAGCCAAGUGAUGUUACCAAGCUUGAAACACAAAAUGAGAUGGAAGGUGCUCAUGUGGUGAAUACAGAAGGUGCUACGGACAAAAAAUCUCCUGAAGUUGCUGAGGGUGAUCGCUCUCAGAGAGGGGAUGAACCAAAGAUGUUUAGUUCCUCAGUUCUGGUGAUGAAAGUCUUGCUGAGCCCCAAACUCGACCGAUGCAAUAGCCUACCAGAGGUAUCUCCUGUAUAUGGACGUAAGCUCAGUGCAUCAGUGCAAGGUCUUCUGGAUUGUUUGGCAAAUCUUCAGCUGUUAGACUUUGGUCCUAGUGAUGAAGAUGGUAAAAAAGAAAAAUACCAGGAGUUCAUGAGCAUGCUUAAGUCCCUUUGGCUUUGUGACCCAAAAGACAAUGAGAAGACAUCUGUGGAAAGAAACAAGCAUCUGGAUGAGGAAUUCAAAGCCAGGUCAUCCUCAGGAGUCGAUGUUAACAGUGGCUCAACCGGUUCAGGGAAAAGUAGCAUAAAUGAUGGCAUCCAAGCCCAAAUCAACACAGAAUGUGAAGGCUUGGAUACCCUGACAAAGGUACUAGAAGUUGAUGAAACAGUGGAAGGGGAAGCUUCAGAAACAAAAUACGAUUCAGCCACUCCAGAUAUAGCAAGUCAAGCUCAGUGGACCCCAGAGACAAAGGGCACAAUUGAAGUGAAGCUAAAAGAUGAUGUCCCAGGCUCUGAAGAGACAAUCAGGAGUAAUGAUAGUCCAAGGGAACUCAUUGAAACACCUCUUUCAUCAAACAAGAGUUCUGGGAAUAAUCCCAAAAAAGAGGAAACUGAAUCAGACCGUCAAGAGGACACAAGUUCAGGCAGCGCUCCAAAACAACAAAAAGGUCAAUUAUCAAAAAGGCUUUCUCAAGACCCUGAUCCUGUAUGGGUUCUGAAUUUAUUGAACAAAUUAGAAAAGCAAUUUAUGACACAUUAUAUUAAUGCAAUGGCUGAGUUCAAAGUCCGUUGGAAUCUGGAUGACAAUGAGCAACUUGAUGCCAUGAUAUGCGAAUUGCAAGAUGAAGUCCGCAGACGGAUACAAUCAAGUAUAGACAGGGAGCUAAGGAAAAUCCAAGGCAGAGCUGGAAGACCAAGACCACCAAAAGACACAAUGUCACGUGAAUCUACCAUUCAAACAGUGCAAAGGCGGCGACGUCUGAAAGUGAUGUGCAACCAAUCAAUUGAUCCACAACCUGCUAAAAGUGACGAUGAUUACACAAUGACAGGGACCGACUUCAGCGAUCAACGUAGCGAUGAUGAAUAUUGUCCUUGUGACACAUGCUUGAAAAAGAAAAUGGUAUCCAAGCAUGUGUUACCUGUGGAAAUGUUUAAUUCAGCCCCUGUGAUGAAAGACUUUGAUUUAAGGAGAAUUCUCCAGAUGAAGAAAUCGUCUCCAACCAAUGAAAAGAUCGAAGAGACUGCCAAUGAAGAAGCAAGUGAGAUGGAAGUAGAAAAUGCAGGGCUUAAGGCUGUCAAAGAGGAGGAUGAGAAAGAGGGGGCAGAUAAAGAAAUACUUGCUUCCAGUGCUCAAGAAAUUGAAGAUGAAAAACAAGAAAGUGAGGAGGGUGAAGAGGAUGACAGUGCCUCCAGCAAUUAUGUAGAAGAUAGUUCCGAGAAACAAUCAAAUAUACCCAGACAUUUAAAGAAAGAUGUGAAUGAAGUUGGGGAAAUUGCUGAGAUGUCUGUUAACACAAUGAUGAUGCAACAAGAUGAAGAGCAAGAAGAGAAUAUUGAGAUUGAUUCUGAUUUAACGGCUGUCAAAGAAAGUGCAAGCAGUUCUAAGAUUAAUGAAUUAGAUGAAGACGUGGCAAAUGAGGACAUUAGUGAAUUUGAUGACAUAAUGCAAACUGAAGCAGCAAAGGAGGAAGCAACUGAAGAACACACUGAGGAAGGAUCAGAACAACAGGACAAGACAGCUGAUGAUGAAACUGCAGAAGAAGGGCAAACUGCAAAAACAGAAUCUGUUGAAGAGCGUGAGACCACUGGCGAAGAGACUUCAGAGGAUGGGCAGACUGCUGAAGCAGUAUCUGUUGGAGAGGAUGACAUAGCUGGUUGUGACACUGCAGAAGAAGGUGAGACAGUUGAGCGUGAAAAAGCAGAAGAUGGACAAACUGCUGAAGCUAAAACUUCAAGAGAUGGUGAGGCAGCAGAAGAUGAGUCUGCAGAAGCGGGUGAAACAGCUGAAGAUAAAGCUUCAGAAGAUGGACAAAUUUCAGAUGAAGAAACCACUGCAGAAAAUGGACACAUUUCUGAAGGUGAAACUGGAGAAGACGGCGAGACAGGUAAUGGCGACACUGCAGAAGAGCAUGAGACGGCUGAAAGUGAAACUGCAGAAGAGGGACAAACAGCUGAAGAUGAAACUGGCGAAGAAGGUGAGACAGUUAAUGAUGACACUGAAGAAGAGCAUGGGAUGGCUGAAAAUGAAACUGUAGAAGAAAGACAAACUGCUGAAGAUGAAACUGGAGAAGAAGGUGAGACAAUAAACAACGACACUACUGAAGAGCAUGAGACAGCUGAAAGUGAAACUACAGAAGAUGGAAAAACUGAUGAAGAUAAAACUGCAGAAGAAGGUGAGACAGCUAAAGAUCAAACUUCAGAAGUUGGACGAACUGCUGAAGCAGAAACUGUUGGAGAAGAUGAAAUAAGUGAAGAUGAAACUGCAGGGGAGAGUGAGGCAUUAGCUGAAAGCAAAUCUGUAGAAGGAGAGACUGCUGAAACUGAAACUGUGGAAGAGAGCAAUAUUGGUGAUGAUGAAACUGAAGAAAAGGGUGAGACAGCUGAUGGCAACACUGUAGAAGGGCAUGUGACGGCUGAGAAUGAAUCUGUAGAAGAUGGGGAAGCUGAAACUGCAAGAGAGAGUGAUACAGAUGAUGAGGACAAUGCAAAAGAGAGUGAGACAGCUGAAGAUGAAAUGGCAGAAAAUGGCCAAACUGCUGAAGUUGAAGCUGCAAGAGAGGGUGAGACAGAUGGUGAUGAACCAGCAGAAGAUGAGCAAAAUGCUGAAGCUGAUGCAGGUGGGGAACAUACGGCUGAUAAUGAAGCUGUAGAUGAUGAGCAAACUGCUGAAGCUGAAAGUGAUGAAGAGAGUGAGACAGCUGAAUAUGAAACAGAAGCAGAGAGAGAUACUGCGGACGGGACAUCGUUUGAAGAAAGAGGAACUGAUGUAAAAAGAGCUGAUGAAGAUGAAGACAACACAGAUGAUGUAGGAACUGCAGGAGUUGUGUCAGCUGAUGAAAAAGGAACUUCUGAAGCAGAAACAGCAGAUGAGGCGACCUCUGAAGCUGAAACUGAGAUGUCUGAAGAGAAAGCUGCUGUUGAAGAUGGCAACACGGCAGAAGACAAAAAUGCUGUGGUAGAGCUGACAGAGCAAACUCCUGAUCAUGAGACGACUGGAGAAGAGACAGACAACAGUCAAUCAAACGAUGAGGAAGACAAGGAAACUGUCAGUUGUGAAGCAGCAAAGGAGGAAGGUGUUCUUUCUAACUUUGAAGACACUGAGAGUCAUGAUGUUUUAACUAAUCUUGAGGUAAUUGAAGAUGAAACACCCCUUAAGAACAAGGAUGACAUUGUUCUAGAUAGUGUUGAUGAUAAAGGUGAAGAAAGUGGAAAAGAAGAUGAUGAGGUGGAGAUAAUGGCAAAUAAAGCUGGUUAUGUGGCCAACACUGGUGAAUCAGCUGAAGCUGGUGAUGAAGCUGAGGAUGACACAGAGCCAGACAUGGAGAGAAAUGAAGGGGAGCAUAAUAGGAACAGGCUAGGUUUACACCCUCUGUUACAGCCAAAACCAAAAGAUGACAAACCAGAUGGGGCGACUUCAUUUAAUGUUUUGGUAAAGCACAACUCGGAGUCUGAAGAUGGUGCCGAUGCUGACGGAGAAGACUCAGAAACAGAAGAACACAACCAAGUCAUAGAUUUGAGUUCUGAGUCAGAGAUCAAGCCACAGAGGAAAACUGCACAUAAAACCUUCAAGAUGCUCGUUCACACUCUGAAUUUCCUCAAACUCUCAGCCGCUGGACAACCAAAGAGCAGGGAAGAGAAUAAUGAACAUGAAGUUGAAGACGAAGAGACUCCAGAGGAUGGGAGUGAUGAUGCAGAAGAGAGUUCCUGUGUGGAGAAAGACGAGGUUGAAGAGAACAGAAAGGAGAAGGGCAAACUCUCAGAUAUUACAGAGGAUACAUCAGAAGAUGAGGAGGACCAGACAAAUGAGACUAAUGAUGAUUCAGAGGUUCAUAAAUGGGAAUCAUCUGACAAUUCCUUGCAAAAGCAGAUAACAAAGUCAUCCCUGGAAUCUCAGUCAGGUUCCUUUGAUGAAGUUCAUGAGGAACAGGCAAAAAAUCAGAAAGGUUUAAAUCAUCUGAAAGCCAAUAGAAUCCUUCCUCAACAUCAAAGACAAUAACCAAAGAUACUCUUUAGCAUGUGAAAAUGGUUCCAGAGGGGUUAUUUCUCUAUUAUACUUAGACCUUAUAAUAAUUAUCCUAUACACCUAAAUUGAGUUUUUUAAUAGCCCUUUGGAUUCCUUAUUUUAUUUACCAAAGAGUAACAUAUAAUGCACUUUACUUAUUAUUAAUUUAUUAUGAUUCCAUUAUAUAUGCAGAUUAUAUAUAUGCAAAAGCACAGCAUUACUGCUCAGGUAUUGUAAAUAGGGAAUUGUUAAAACUUGAAGCUCUUCUAACUUAAUGGAAGGAAAUUUGUUUAGAAUUUUAGUAAAUUUAUGUCAAAACAACAUAUUUAAUUGCAGUUAUUUAUAUAAUUCAACCAGUUGUAAGCCUUAGCCAUGCGAGGGACUUUUGACAAAGGCUUAAUAAUGUAUCAUAGUUACUGUAUAUGUAUGUGCUGCUAUACAAAUGUUCCUUUAUUGAAAUACAGUGUAAAUGGAAAAUCACACAUCAUAGUGACAUGCAAUGGAAAUCAGGGGGCAUAAACUGUGUGUACGAGUGCAUGAGAAUGAAUGUGUAUUGAACAUAUUUCAAUCUGAAUGUUUCAUUGUAGCAAUAUGAAUUAAUAAUCUAAUUUACUUGUAGGUUGCUUGUGGGAGAGCAUACCUUUAAAAAAAAACAUAAAAUAAAUUUUUUUUAUCCCUGCUAAAACACAUAAGAGAUGUCCAUUCCAUAUGACUUAGUCAGAAUAUGUACAUAAAUGCUUACUUUUAAAGUAGGUGCAUUGAAUGCAGAUGUACAGGAUUGACAUCACCAGAAAUCACCAAUAUACAGCAUAUUGUAUAUUAUAAGGAUUGAGGUGCACACAUUAAGCCAUGCCUUAGAUGUUUUGCCACAUAAAGAACUGCACAUCUAAUGGACUGUAAUGUCUAUGUUUUGAUCACACACAAAACUCUAAUGUGAAGCGAUGCAGAUGCAAAUGUGGUUCCUUCAUUGCAGUUACUUUUCUGCUGGCCAAAUGGUUAACUUAAAUAUAAUAAAUUCCUUGUUACUUAAAUGUACUAAUUUCCUGCCUGAAAUAAAUAUAUUUAAGCUUAAAUUGUUAUUUUAUUUCAUUUUAUUAUUAUUUUUAUUUACUUUUCUUGUUGUUGGCUUGAGAAAUUAUUGAAAAAGCCUGAAAAAUUCCUAUAGUGCUUUUCAUGAGAGAUCCCUUUUUAAAUAUGACUAGUCUGCUCAAAUGCAUUAAUCAGGUUUUAAAAAAUUGUCCAUUUGUGUUGGCCUUUUGUUUUGUAUGCUACUGUCUGUCUAGAAAGCAAAUUAAUCCCAGUGAUCUGAU
Messenger RNA from Sinocyclocheilus rhinocerous, 12430 nucleotides. RefSeq lists its product as uncharacterized. Gene Ontology annotation, biological process: retina development in camera-type eye; axoneme assembly; photoreceptor cell development. The record is from RefSeq and is a predicted model, not a curated record. Gene Ontology annotation, cellular component: axoneme. Lineage: Eukaryota; Metazoa; Chordata; Actinopteri; Cypriniformes; Cyprinidae.